Molecule: messenger RNA, 1603 nt
Organism: Rotaria sp. Silwood2
Lineage: Eukaryota; Metazoa; Rotifera; Eurotatoria; Philodinida; Philodinidae
Source: the annotation of a GenBank genome assembly
AUGGAUGAAGUCAAUUCGAGUCAAUUAAAUACUAAUGAUGAUGUAAAAUCAACCGGUCCAGAAGAACAUUCGUCAUCGUCAUCAUCUUCAUCUUCAUUUGUCCUUCAGCAAUCUUUAAACGAUGGUCAACCAGAAGAAACACCUCGCUGUCAACUAAAAGCACCAUUAUAUUUUCAUAUCAAUUAUGUUGGUGAACUUGAACGUGAAGGUUUAUUUUUAGCUUCUGUUCGAUCUACUCAAACAAAACCAAGUGAAAAAUGUAGAAAACUAUCAUCUUGCUCUCCAAUAAUAAAUGAUGACGAAAAUCAACAUUUACUUCGAGCCAUUGUUCGGUAGGAUGAGUCAUUUUUUCUGAAAAAAAAACAAUUCAUCUGCAUAAGUUUUUGAAAAAUUUAGUCGAGUAAGCUUCUAAAAUUUAUUUAUUUUUAAUCAGUGAUUAUACAAGUAAAACUGAAAUGAAGUAUUUGUUUUUUUUUUUUGUUUUGAUAUUACAAAAAAAAAGUCUAAAGAAUGAACUUUUUAUUUCUAGUUUUUGUACAUCGAUAUCGAAAAUAUAAAAAAUAACUCAUGAAAAUUUCUUUUAAAGAUAUUUAACUAGUCAAAUGUAAUUUUUUUUUCGAAGGUUUUAUUUUAAUUAUUUUAUUUUAUUAAAGUACACAGCAGAACAACUAUGAUAUAUCAGAAACAGUAAAUGUCAAAAAUGAAAGAAACAUUUUACGAUUUCUAUUAGACAAGACUAAAUUAUCACCUAUUCGUCAUGUUGAGCUUAUUCACGAUAUCAAAGUAAGAAAAUUACUAAACAGAUAUAUACUAAUGUGCUUAUUUGAGAAAUUAAACGUUUUUAACAUAUGAAGGAAAGUCUGAAUUGCUUCUCAUAGAUAAACUCGAAAUAAAUAGCAAAUCUUUGGUUACUCCAAUGAUUGAAGUGAUCGAGUAGCUCCUUUUUAACAAAAAGGAUGAGUUUCUUAGUGAACUAAACAAGGAAAAUCUAUUUGUCGGUAUUUAACUUGCGCAUGAAAACUUUUCUUCAUUUUAACAAGCGCUUGUUUGGAGGAAAUUAUUUUUUAGUCAAUUUAACAUAGUCAAAUAGAUAACUAUUUAUAGCUACUAUUACUAAUAUUAAUUCAAUCCUGGCAAUGUUUGACUUCAAUGAUAUUCAUAUCAAUUAGUACAAUUAAUACUUCAUGCUCUUUGCGUUUGGAUGAGAAGCAUUCUUGAAUUUAAAAAUGCUUUGUUGUUAGUUUUUGUUUAAAAUGAAACUCACAGAACACUUGUAUAGAACAGCUUUCUGGUUGUUACCAGUUGCACGAUGCAUAAAUUUUCUUUGACAAAAGGAGUAAAUUUCGGAUCGAACGACUCAUUUCAAGAUUUGUUCCAUGCUAUUUCUAUAAGUAAAUGGUAAUAUAGGGAAAAAUUCGAAAUAGAAAAUUUUUAUAGAGCAGACAGUUUUCGAUCUUUUGAUAUUUACUCUGUUCCAUUUGUUAUUGUUGUUUAAAGAUGAUUUGAUGUAAAUUAUUUAUUAAGGCAAAUGAAAAAAUUCUUGAAUUUGACAAAUAUAAUGAUGAACUAUAUUCAAAUAAAAUUGGUAUUGUUUAUCAACAUU